UUUUUGUAUAAAUUCAACUGUAAAAACUCUACUUUAUUCAGUUAAUUGUUUGAAGUAAUAUGGAAAUGAAGUUUCAGGUGAUUUUUCUUUUAAUCUUAUCUCUCAAUAUGGUGAUAAAUAAAGUGAUUUUGGUUGGAGGCGAUUGUAAACUGGACUGUUUAAAACAAAAUCUUGUGUGUGAUGAUCGAUGCAGAAGAAUGCCUUAUUAUUCAGAGGCAUGCUAUAUAAAAUGCAGGAAUGAUUUAUCUGAAUGCCUGGAAAAACCAUGUGCAAAAUUUUCUGAAGACUAUUAUGAAAGAUACAGUUAAUUAACUGAUAUUAUUUCUUCAAUAACUACUAUAUGUUCAUUCAUUUUUUGUACACUUGUACUAAUUCACUGGAAAAAGGAAAUAACUUUUGUCAUAUGCAUAUGGGGAUGUUUUAUCUUUAUUGAAUAGAAAAAUGAAGAAUAACUGAAAUAUUUG
This is a messenger RNA of Schistosoma turkestanicum, 464 nucleotides long. The record is from the annotation of a GenBank genome assembly. NCBI's taxonomy places the organism in Eukaryota, Metazoa, Platyhelminthes, Trematoda, Strigeidida, Schistosomatidae.